GGAGAGGUUCAAGUGCGGGUUUUCUCCUUGAACCUGGAAGAUCAUGGGUCAAGAGCUGUGUACAAAGACUCUCCAGCCUGGAGGCAGCUGCCAUCGCUGUUGGGAGGGAGGCGAUGCGCACGGCUGCAGGAGGACAGCGCCUGUGCCCGAGCCCGCGGAGGCUGCGAUCGAGCUGACAGACCUAAAAGAAGCAUCAUGUUCCAUGACUUCAUUUCACCCCCGGGGACUUCAGGCUGUCCGUGCCCGGAAGUUCAAGAGUAAAAGGCCACGGAGUAACAGUGAUUCUUUUCAGGAAGAGGAUCUGAGGCAGGGUUUUCAGUGGAGAAAGAGCCUCCCUUUUGGGGCAGCGUCAUCUUACCUGAACUUGGAGAAGCUGGGUGAAGGUUCUUACGCUACAGUUUACAAGGGGAUUAGCAGGAUAAAUGGACAACUAGUGGCUCUAAAAGUCAUCAGUAUGAAUGAGGAGGAAGGAGUCCCGUUUACAGCUAUUCGGGAAGCUUCUCUCUUGAAGGGUCUGAAACAUGCCAAUAUUGUGCUCCUACAUGACAUCAUCCACACGAGAGAGACUCUGACAUUCGUUUUUGAAUACAUGCACACAGACCUGGCCCAGUACAUGUCUCAGCACCCAGGAGGGCUUCAUCCUCACAAUGUCAGGCUUUUCAUGUUUCAACUUUUGCGGGGCCUGGCGUACAUCCACCACCAACACGUUCUUCACAGGGACCUGAAACCUCAGAACUUACUCAUCAGUCACCUGGGAGAGCUCAAACUGGCUGAUUUUGGUCUCGCUCGGGCAAAGUCCAUUCCCAGCCAGACAUACUCUUCCGAAGUUGUGACCCUCUGGUACCGGCCUCCUGAUGCUUUGCUGGGAGCCACUGAAUAUUCCUCUGAACUGGACAUAUGGGGUGCGGGCUGCAUCUUUAUUGAAAUGUUCCAGGGUGAACCUUUGUUUCCUGGGGUUUCCAGCAUCCUCGAACAGCUGGAGAAGAUCUGGGAGGUGUUGGGAGUCCCUACAGAGGAUACCUGGCCUGGAGUUUCCAAACUACCUAACUACAAUCCAGAAUGGUUCCCACUGCCGAAGCCUCGACGCCUUCAGAUUGUCUGGGACAGGUUGGGCAGGGUUCCAGAAGCUGAGGACCUGGCCUCCCAAAUGCUGAGAGGCUUUCCUAGAGACCGCGUCUCGGCCCAGGAGGCCCUGGUUCACGAGUAUUUCAGUUCCCUGCCAUCUCAGCUGCACCAGCUUCCCGAUGAGGAGUCUUUGUUUACAGUUUCGGGAGUGAGGCUAAAGCCAGAAAUGUGUGACCUUUUGGUCUCCUGCCGGAAGGGCCACCACCCAGCGCAGUUCAGCAAAUGCUGGUGAAGAGAGGGAGUGACAUCACCGACAUCCUUUUCAGGGCUACAAUACUGCUACUUCCGUUUUAAUUUGCUCGGCCUUACUAAGAAGCUUCAAAUCUAACUGCAGAAUGGACCAGGGUUUUCAUACCAUCACCUGUGACCUGGAAUAUUGUGAACAUGAGGUCUAAGGCCAUGGACAUGAUACUUGAAGAAAAACCGAUGAAUGAUUAUUGCUCUUGUCAUUUGCCAAAAUUGGCCAUUGAUUGGCUCAGAAAUUAGACAACAGCCUGAAAUAGUCUGAGAAGAGGAUUUCUGAAUGAUUUCAUCUAUUUUGUGAUUUGAAAGAGAGAUCACUGGGCCAGAAGGACCACAGGCCAGAUAAAAGGCUAAUUGAUUAAAAGAAUCUGGAGACAGAGCUGGGGCUUAAAAGGGCCUGUCCCUUCUGUGUUCUCUUACAAUUUCCCCCAACAAAAGGACUUCUGUAGCAAGGAGAGGAUUAGUCUAAAGUUCAGAAAAGUCUCAGGGAAGAUGGUUUCUUGGAUAAAGUUGUCAACAAAAGGACCUGCUGAAAACUCUUUGUUAAAAUUUCCUAGAGGGCGCUUCUAGAUUAUCAAACUGGAUUAUCAAACCACAUUACUACCCCAGUCCUGCUAGAUUUUAGAAGUUUGGAUUGAACCCCUGGUUAGAUUUCAAUUUUUGGCUCUCUCCUGCUGAAUCCCAGUUAUCAGUGAUGAUAGCAGAAGCGAGGAGGAACCUAAGCUCUGAUUCGAUGGUGGAGAGACACUGAAUAGAUAUAUCAGAACAAAGAGUUCCAAAGAUGUAAUUCAAGCCCCGCUGCACCAUCAGACACACAUGCGCGUGCGCACACACAACCCUCAAAUAAAAUGAGAGAGCGGUCUCAGCUAACACAUGAAUCAUUUUCCCCAACGACUCCUUCUAAAAGAAGCCAGGGAAACUCAAAUUACUCACCUAGGGAUCGGAUCAUCUACUCAGGAAAUGUAGUAGCCUAGAAACCAGACAUUUCUCUAUAUCCUUUAGAAGAACAAGGAAGAGCUAAUUAAGAAAGAAUUAAAAAGUAAUACCAACGCACCCAAAGUCUGAGAUAGGAAGAGGAAAAAUGCAUACAAAUAGCCCAAAGAAAUCUACCUUAGUAUUGGAUUUUAGUAAGGUGUUUGGCUAAACUUUUUCAAACACACCUGAAAGAUGGAACUGUGUGGGCUGGAUUAUGGAGCAAAGAUAUGUGUGCAGUGAAUGUGCUUUUUCAACCUAGAGAAAAGCCAACUGUGGAAA
This is a messenger RNA of Neogale vison (American mink), 2622 nucleotides long. It is a transcript of the gene CDK15, whose product is annotated as cyclin dependent kinase 15. Gene Ontology annotation, biological process: protein phosphorylation. The record is from RefSeq and is a predicted model, not a curated record. NCBI's taxonomy places the organism in Eukaryota, Metazoa, Chordata, Mammalia, Carnivora, Mustelidae. The transcript has 14 exons. Gene Ontology annotation, molecular function: ATP binding; cyclin-dependent protein serine/threonine kinase activity; cyclin binding. The coding region runs from base 44 to 1357 and encodes 437 amino acids. Gene Ontology annotation, cellular component: cytoplasm; cytosol; nucleus.